CAUAAACAUAAUUUAUAAAAUGAGUAAUAAUUCUGAAGAAAAGAAUAAUGAUAUAUAGGAGGAGCCUAUGACAGAAGAAGAAAGAUAAUUUGCAGAUGAAUUAGAUUAGAAAAUUUAGAGUGCAUAAUAAAAAUUGGAUUCAUUAGGAUUAACAUAGGAUAGAUUAAGUUGGUUAUAAGAAACAAUAAAAAAGAGAUAAGAAGAGAGUCCAUUAACAGAAGAAGAGAAAAAAGAGAAAUUUUAAUAAUUAGCAGAUAAAGCAAUAGAUAUACCUACAAUAGAUAGAUAAGGAAGAAAGAUAUUUACAUUGGAAGAGACAUUAAAUAAUUAUAAUAAUGCUUGGGGAAUUUUAAAGUAUAGAGAAUUACCAAUUUGUUGGAGUAAUUUAAAGGAUAAAAUAUUAUUUACAUUACCAAUGACAUUUAUGGCUGCAUAUACUUAUGAAGCUAUGCAAUUAAAAAAGAUUAAUUUAAGUUUAAAAGAAAUGAAAUUUAAAUUAUUGUGUAGAAGUUGGGGUGUAUUUUUUAUAUUGGGAACAACAUUUUGCAUAAUUGAUUCUUUAUAUUUUGAUGAAUUUUGGUAAAUAUAAUAAUGAUUAAAAUAUUAGUGAUAUAAAAUCUUAUCAUUAUUAGACAAAUGAUCGAAAGAAAUUGGCAAGAGAAUUGAGAUCACAAUUAUUGAAUAAACCAAAUAAAAAGACUGAAAAUUGAG
Paramecium sonneborni is the source of this 711-nucleotide messenger RNA. The record is from the annotation of a GenBank genome assembly. NCBI's taxonomy places the organism in Eukaryota, Ciliophora, Oligohymenophorea, Peniculida, Parameciidae.